Salvia hispanica is the source of this 2154-nucleotide messenger RNA. RefSeq names its product glucose-6-phosphate 1-dehydrogenase, chloroplastic-like. Lineage: Eukaryota; Viridiplantae; Streptophyta; Magnoliopsida; Lamiales; Lamiaceae. Gene Ontology annotation, biological process: pentose-phosphate shunt, oxidative branch; glucose metabolic process. The record is from RefSeq and is a predicted model, not a curated record. Gene Ontology annotation, cellular component: chloroplast stroma. Gene Ontology annotation, molecular function: NADP binding; glucose-6-phosphate dehydrogenase activity.
GAAUCAGGAGAAAGAAAGCAACCUUUCGGAGCCGUCAAGAGUUUAACCCUUUCGACAUUUCCUAAGCUUCAUUCCCCUUUUCUCCCUUUUCAAUUAUCACAAUAAUCCAUUGCUGUUCAACGAUUGAACAAAACACUGAUCAAAUGACUGCUCUCCCUUCACCAAAUCACUGCUGCUCCUCUUCCUCAUCCGCUUAUUCUCUCAAUUCCUCUAUUGGGUUUCGCCAGAUUCAUAGAAACAUCCCUUUCUCGCUGAUUCCUCACAACAAAUUUGGGUUAAAAAACGUUUCUUUCCGAUCCAAAUGCACCCCUUCUCUGCCUGAUGCCGUUCUCAUGCAAGAUGUUGUAUCUAAAAUUUUGAGCUGUUUAGGUGCUUUGGCAACAAAAUUGGUUGCCACCAAUGAAGCUUCUUAUCCUAAGGAAUUGAAGGAGGGGUUGUUGACAGUUAAUCCUCCGGAAGAAGAUGAAAACACCGUUGAUUCGGAUGCGAAGGGUGAUGGUUCGACUGUCAGUAUUACUAUUGUAGGGGCCUCUGGGGACCUUGCCAAGAAGAAGAUAUUUCCUGCUCUUUUUGCACUCUACUACGAGGAUUGUCUUCCUGAGCACUUCACUAUCUUUGGUUAUGCCCGUAGUAAGAUGACUGAUGCGGAAUUGAGAGAUAUGGUUAGCAGGACGCUCACUUGCAGGAUCGACAAGAGGGAAAAUUGUGGUGAAAAGAUGGAUCAGUUCUUGAAGAGGUGUUUCUACCACUCUGGUAACUAUGACUCUGAGGAAAAUUUUACACAGCUUGAUGGGAAGCUCAAGGAGCAUGAGGCUGGAAGGAUUUCAAAUCGACUUUUCUACUUAUCAAUCCCACCAAACAUAUUCGUAGAUGCUGUAAAAUGUGCUAGUCGUUCUGCCUCUUCAGCUAAUGGAUGGACCAGGGUCAUUGUCGAGAAACCUUUUGGUCGAGACUCUGAUUCCUCCGCUGCAUUGACUAGAUCUCUCAAACAAUACUUAGAGGAGGACCAAAUUUUUAGGAUAGAUCAUUAUCUCGGAAAGGAGCUAGUGGAGAACCUUUCCGUCUUACGCUUCUCCAACCUUAUUUUCGAGCCGUUAUGGUCAAGAAAGUAUAUAAGGAAUGUUCAGCUGAUAUUCUCGGAGGACUUUGGGACCGAAGGAAGAGGAGGUUACUUCGAUCACUACGGAAUCAUCAGAGAUAUAAUGCAGAACCAUCUCCUCCAAAUACUAGCGUUGUUCGCCAUGGAGACGCCAGUGAGCUUGGAUGCCGAAGAUAUCAGAAACGAAAAGGUUAAAGUCUUGCGGUCCAUGAGGCCUAUACACGUAGAUGAUGUUGUCGUAGGACAAUACAAGGGUCACACGAGAGGAGGGCAGUCGUAUCCCGGAUAUACAGAUGACAAAACAGUGCCUGAGGAUAGCUUAACCCCGACUUUUGCAGCUGCAGCGCUAUUCAUCGAUAAUGCUCGAUGGGAUGGCGUACCUUUCCUAAUGAAGGCCGGGAAAGCCUUGCACGAUAGGAGGGCUGAGAUACGAGUCCAGUUUAGACACGUUCCUGGCAAUUUAUACAACCGGAACUUCGGCACUAACACUGACCGGGCAACAAAUGAGCUCGUAAUCCGUGUCCAGCCCGAUGAAGCGAUAUAUCUGAAGAUCAAUAACAAGGUUCCGGGGCUUGGAAUGCGAUUGGACCGAAGUAAUCUCAAUCUUCUCUAUAAAGCAAGGUACGCCAAGGAGAUACCGGAUGCGUACGAGAGGCUCGUUCUAGAUGCCAUCGAAGGCGAACGGAGGCUCUUCAUCAGGAGCGACGAGCUAGAUGCUGCUUGGUCGCUCUUCACGCCGGUGUUGAAGGAGAUCGAGGAGAAGAAGGUGAUCCCGGAGUACUAUCCGUACGGGAGCCGAGGCCCGGUCGGGGCACAUUACCUUGCGGCUAGGCACAACGUUAAAUGGGGUGAUGUUGGCGUUGAUGAAUGAAAUCUUGAUCAUUUUUUUCUAGCUUACAAAUGAGGAAUUCUUGUUUUAGGUAUUUUUUUGAGUUCAUUAUUGACUUCACCUUUUGUUGAUUAGAUUUAGCAAAAGAUUUAUGUUGAAUUAUUGUGACUUUGAAGGUGAAUUAAUGUACUCGUAAGCAUUUGUAGGCACAUUAUAUUUUCCUAAA